AUGUCUCCUCUCGAGACUGAUCUUAAUAGUUUCUACCAGCUGACAUCUAACUCUGACCCCUGGGAGAGUGGUCGAAAGUUGGUCAGAAGGCACAAUAGCACGGGCGGCAAGCGAGGCAAGGCGACGCCCACAGAGCUCGAAGAGCGUAUCUCGGCAAUCCCACUCGAACGCUUUCGCAACUUCUGCAUCGUCGCGCACAUCGACCAUGGCAAGAGCACGCUCAGUGAUCGGUUGUUGGAGAUCACGGGCACGAUCUCGCCUGGCGAUGCAAACAGACAGGUCCUUGACAAACUCGACGUCGAGCGAGAGCGCGGCAUCACUGUCAAAGCCCAGACCUGCACCAUGAUCUACCGCUACCGCGGCCUCGACUACCUCAUCCACCUCGUCGACACCCCCGGCCACGUCGACUUCCGCGCCGAGGUCACCCGAUCCUACGCCUCCUGCGGCGGCGCCCUGCUCCUCGUCGACGCCUCGCAGGGCGUCCAGGCCCAGACCGUCGCGAACUUCUACCUCGCCUUUGCGCAGAACCUCGCGCUCGUCCCCGUCGUGAACAAGAUCGACCUCCCAACCGCCGACACCGGCAGGGCACUGACGCAGCUGAAAGACACCUUCGAGCUGGACGUCGAUCCGGAUACGGGGAGGGGCGCGGUGCUGGUGAGCGCCAAGACGGGCAAGAACGUCGAGGCUCUGCUGCCGGCAGUCAUAGAUACCGUCCCGCCACCCGAGGGGGACGAGAACAAGCCGCUGCGGAUGCUUCUCGUGGACUCGUGGUACGACACGUUCCGUGGCGUGAUCCUGCUGGUGCGCAUCUUUGACGGCACGCUCCAGGCCGGCGACCAGAUCGUCUCUUUCGCCACGGGCAACAGGUACAGCGUCGGCGAGGUGGGCAUCCAGCACCCGGACCAGGUGCCGCAGACCAAGCUGCGCGCCGGCCAGGUCGGCUAUGUCUUCUUCAACCCGGGUAUGAAGAAGAUCCAGGAUGCCAAGAUUGGUGAUACCUUCACCACCAUCGGCAGCGAGGGUGUCGUCGAGCCAUACCCGGGCUUCGAGGAGCCCAAGCCCAUGGUCUUUGUCGCGGCAUUCCCGACAGACCAGAGCGACUACUCCAAACUGGCGGACAGCAUCACGCAGCUCGUCCUCAACGACAGGAGCAUCACGCUCCAGAAGGACUUCUCGGAAGCCCUGGGCGCCGGCUGGCGGCUGGGCUUCCUGGGCAGCCUGCACUGCUCCGUCUUCCAGGACCGGCUGCGGCAGGAGCACGGCGCCGACAUCAUCAUCACCGAGCCGUCGGUGCCCACAAAGGUCGUGUGGCGGGAGGGCAGCGGCCGCGAUGCGGGCAGCGAGGAGAUCAUCACCAACCCGGCCGAGUUCCCGGAGCCGGAGCAGCACCGCGGCCGGGCCGACUUCUUCGAGCCCAUGGUCCUGGCCACCAUCGCCGUGCCCGAGGAGUACCUGGGCCGGGUCAUCGAGCUGUGCGAGGCGAGCCGCGGCGAGCAGGAGAGCAUCGAGUUCCUCGGCACCGGCAGCCGGCAGGUGCUGGUCAAGUACGCGCUGCCCACGGCGUCGCUCGUCGACGACCUGUUCGGCAAGCUCAAGGGCGCGUCCAAGGGGUACGCCACGCUCGACUACGACGACGCGGGCUGGCGCCGGUCCGACCUCGUCAAGCUGUCGCUGCUGGUCAACAAGAAGGCCGUCGACGCCGUGUGCCGCGUCGUGCACACCUCGCAGGUGGACCGGAUGGGCCGCCAGUGGGUGCAAAAGUUCCGCGAGCACGUCGACCGGCAGAUGUUCGAGGUGAUCAUCCAGGCGGCCGCGGGCAAGAAGGUGGUGGCGAGGGAGACGAUCAAGCCUUUCAGGAAGGACGUGCUCGCCAAGCUGCACGCCAGCGACAUCUCGCGGCGGAGGAAGCUCCUGGAGAAGCAGAAGGAGGGCAGGAAGAAGCUGAGGGCGGUGGGCAACGUUGUGAUUGACCAGAGCGCGUUCCAAAAGUUCCUGUCGAAGUAG
Thyridium curvatum is the source of this 2004-nucleotide messenger RNA. RefSeq lists its product as uncharacterized. Gene Ontology annotation, biological process: positive regulation of translation. Gene Ontology annotation, cellular component: mitochondrion. The record is from RefSeq and is a predicted model, not a curated record. NCBI's taxonomy places the organism in Eukaryota, Fungi, Ascomycota, Sordariomycetes, Thyridiales, Thyridiaceae. Bases 1 to 2004 code for a protein of 667 amino acids. Gene Ontology annotation, molecular function: GTPase activity; mitochondrial ribosome binding; GTP binding. The transcript is spliced from 4 exons.